GACAUGUAAUUUUUUUCGACGCCCCGAAGGUACCUAUUUAGAGGAAAUUCUAGAGUGGAGAUCGCUGGUAAAACUGACAGUAAAAAGUACAUCAUAUUUUAUAUAUUAUUUUAUUUUAAAAAGUUGCACACAACUAAGGGCAGGAGAUGUUGUUUUUAUUGAUGGCGAUCGCAGUCGCGGAUAUUGCAGUUGGCGAUGAGCGUUCGGGUUUUCCUCGCCCAGCGGGUUUUUGGCCGCUUACAAAACGAUACCAUGGCUUGGACGUCAGUGGGAACGGUAACCACGCCCUAGUGCAAGACGUCGAUUUUAACGCAGGUAUUUAUGGCAUUGGCGAAGGCUCGGCUAAAUUUGCAGGCACAGUUUCUUCCUUCAUUGAAAUCCCAAACAAUGGAGCACUGAACGUCAAUUCUUUCACAUGGCUGGCCUACGUGCGCCUACGGCACAUGUCGGAUGAGGCUGCACCCCUGUUUGACUUUCGUCGUAGCGAGGGCAAUAAUGUUCAAGGAAUUGGCAUAUGGGCUAUUAUGGGGAUUUUCUAUAUUUGCCCUGUGAUGGACGAGACAACCUGUCGCUCAAGGGCUUAUUCAUUACCAGUCCUCACUGACGCUGCCUGGGUCUAUGCUGGUUUCACGUACGAUGCCCAGACCGGGAUGACCAGGAUGUGGGUGGACGGCGUGGAGGCGGGUCAUUUUCAGCACACUCCUCAACUGAAUCUUACCACCGAUACACCUGUCCGCAUCGGUGCCAGACACAGCUCCGAUAGAGACGCAUGGUAUUUCUUUGGUGCCUUGAGGUGUGUCCAAUGGUACGGAGUUGCUUUAUCUGCAGAACAGAUCCAACAGACCGUGAAUCUGUGCAGAGAGCCUGUACAUGGAGCACAUUUCAAGGUUCACCGUGGUUACGCUAUGGCCACUGACUCUCCACUGACAUACAUGUACAGAUCCGAGCAGAACAUCCAUUGUCUCAUACAGUGCUCCGCCCUCUGUUCCCGAGACUACAACUGUCUAUCAGUGAAUUAUUUGGAGGCUACUUCAACAUGUGAACUCAGCAAAUACUCCACCGUCUACAACAGCAGCCUACAGCUUACCCGUCGUUCAGAGGGCGAGGUGCACGCCGAACUAUUGCAUCCCGUGAAUAUGUUGUCUGAUUGAGAUAAGUGUCGAGUCCAGCCUAAGGGCCCAUUCCCCAUGAAACUACUGUACUACGUAGAUCGAUCCAAAUCCACGGGGGACUUUCGCUGAAUGCAAUCAGAUUAACAUAUUUCUAUAUUAAAACUCCUCCUCCGGGUGUAGUGCGGUGACAAACGUAAUGUCCAUGAUCUUUAUUACUCUCUUACAUGUUCAUGUACCACAGAGUCUGCAAGUGCUGUAGUUUGUUUUAGAAUUAUUGUAUCGGAUGCUUUACUUAAAUUUUGUAUUCUAUUCUAGAGGCUCCUGAUAUCGAAGGAUAGAUCUUUAUAGGGUUGAAAGUAUAGCCAGUGUUCUUCUGUACACGCACGAGACCUUUUUGGCUGUUGAGAUUAUUUUUUAUUUACUACUUAUUCUUUUAUUUGUGCGGGCUGUAAAAGCUAAUGAGGUUUAUAGAUUUAACAUACUAAUCAAGAUUUUCUUUGAAAUAUCAAAAUUGUUGUUUGUAUACAUGUAAGCUGUCAUGGACUGUGCGACAGACUGUCGGAUAAUGAGGCAAAUAGGAUAUUGUAAUAUGAAAACAUAAUUUAUUCUUGUUGUAUAGUGCAAGUGUCUAUUCAUGUACUUAUAUUCCAGGCCUCAUAAACGGAUUAGGCGUUUCCUAGCACGAGCCUCAGAUUCCCGAGCGCAAACGCCAAUAUUAACGAGCCCCACCUCAGAUUCAAAAGCACAACGUAAAGUCGACGAGCACAUAUUCCACUGUAUAUAAUCGGAUUUACAACAGAUCAUGUCGUUUUAAAUUUUAGUCAAAGGAGGUCAACGUUUGGACAAACUGAACACGUUCACACGAAAACUUUCAUAAAAAUGGGGAAAAUGAUGAGAAACAGUAUUUAGAACAGGGCAACGUUUGGACAAGCCGAAAACUUUCAU
Molecule: messenger RNA, 2057 nt
Organism: Lingula anatina
Lineage: Eukaryota; Metazoa; Brachiopoda; Lingulata; Lingulida; Lingulidae
Source: RefSeq, a predicted model, not a curated record